Messenger RNA from Struthio camelus australis, 2525 nucleotides. The record is from RefSeq and is a predicted model, not a curated record. Lineage: Eukaryota; Metazoa; Chordata; Aves; Struthioniformes; Struthionidae.
AUGCCUUCAGAUGUGCUGCAGCCGGUGAACCAAGUCGCUCUGAAGCACCCGGAGAGCUGGGCUCGGCGGCGGGCGUCCGUCUCACGAGUCUCUCCUCUCCGCAGCGGAGAGCCAUACCGACUUUUAGUUGGUAUAGAAUAUGUUGUUGGACGCAAAAACUGUGCAAUUUUAAUUCAGGAUGAUCAGUCAAUCAGUCGAAAUCAUGCAGUUCUGACAGUAAGUCGUCCUGAAACAACUCUUAGCCAGUCUCUCUCAGUCCCUAUAUUAACAAUAAAAGAUACCUCCAAGUAUGGUACCUUUGUUAAUGGAUCAAAACUGAGUGGCACUUCAAGGACUUUGCAGUCUGGUGACAGAGUCAAUUUUGGAGUCUUUGAGAGCAAGUUUCGAGUAGAAUAUGAAUCUUUAGUUGUCUGCUCCUCAUGUUUAGACAUGGAUGGGAAAACUGCUUUGAAUGAAGCCAUCCAGCAGCUUGGAGGCCUUGUAGUGAACGAAUGGACCAAAGAGUGUACUCACCUUGUGAUGGUGUCAGUAAAAGUUACAGUUAAGACUAUAUGUGCUUUGAUUUGUGGUCGACCAAUUAUAAAACCAGAGUUUUUUGUUGAAUUAAUCAAAGCUGUUCAGUCCAGACAACAGUUACCAGCUCCUGAAAGCUUUUAUCCUCUAGUUGAUGAGCCUUCCAUUGGCACUGAAAAACUGGAUCUAUCUGAGCGUCAUGAAAGGAAAAAGAUAUUCAGUGGAAAAACUUUCCUGUUUCUAACUGCCAAGCAGCACAAGAAACUGAGUCCAGCGGUUAUUCUUGGAGGAGGAGAAGCAAAAUUGUUGACAGAGGGAAGAAAAGAAACUUCUUUACUGGUCGCUCCUGAAGUUUGUGUUGUUAAUGUUGAGCUGACAGACUCACAGAUCCCAGGAUCUGAGUCUAUGAGAAACUGGACUGAUUCCAUUCUGACUGUUCUGCAGAGCAAGGAUCUGAGGGCUAUUCCUGAGGCAGAAAUUGGAUUGGCCGUUAUCUUCAUGUCUACAGAAAGAUACUGCAACCCUCGAAAGCAGCCUAGUAACAAAGCUGCAACUAAAACUACUACUGCAUCAGCGGUUCUAGGACCAGCUGUUUCUCAGAGUUUGGCCGUGGCUGAAACCAUAAUGCCAGCUACUGUGGAUAGCAGCACAAUGUACAUAGCUGAUACAAAGCUAGAAGAGCAGAUAUGUAUGGAGAUAGAGAAGACCCCCCAGAUGGACAGAAAAGGGAAAAUGGCUUUAACCACUGUAAAGGAAAACCCUAGCACAAGUGGCAAUGUAAACACAGGAACAUUGAUGUCUAGAAUGAACAGAACAUCUGGAUUUAGCCAAAAAAGUCAAUCUCUCUCACCAUAUAACAUUUCAGAAGUUGGUAAACCUUCACAUCAGCAGUCUAACUCAAUUACAAAUUACUUCUCAGUAGCUAGAGGGAAAAGGGAAAGAACUGAAGAAGAGCAAGAAACGUCUGCACCUAAACUAGCGAAAUUGGAGGAAAGGUUGUCGCCUCUUUCCAAGCAUACUCAACCCACAACUUUGAUAAUGGGGAACAGCGAAGCUGAACAGUAUCAAAAGGAAAACAACAUCCUGGACCAAAAACCUAAUUUUACAUUAGAAGACACAGGUGGAAAGCUUUUGAGGGAAAGUGGCAAACCAGCAAGUGAUAAAACUGACAAUAAUGAAAAGCAUGCACCAAAGAAGAGAAAGGAGUUGGAUGUUUUAUCUGAAGAUACAGAGGCACUAGAAAUUGUAUCUUUGGAAGCCAAAGGAAGCAGAAUUCAAGAAGUAAAGGUAAUGCAAGGAGAGGAGAGUGAAAUACGGAAAGAAGAUGAACUUGGAUCAGUUCCAACUUCAGAAAAGAAAAAGGAGAUCAAGCAAGAGUUGCCAGUCUUGAACCACAGCAAACUUCAAGAUGACUCCAGUAAUCUUCCUAGCAGACUUCUGUUGACUGAGUUUAGAUCACUGGUGGUCAGCCAUCCAAGACUAAACAGUCAGCUCAUUGCAAAUACCAGUUAUGGGGGGCAGAAAAAUUUCAAGAUGUUCAAAAAGGUAGCUUAUCCAGGGGCAGGACAACUUCCAAAUAUUAUUGGAGGAUCAGAUUUGAUUGCUCACCAUGCUAAAAAGAAUUCAGAGCUGGAAGACUGGUUAAGGCAAGAAAUGGAGGAACAAAAUCGACAUGCAAGAGAAGAAUCACUUGCUGAUGAUCUCUUUAGAUAUGAUCCUAAUGUGAAAAGGAGAAGAUAAGUUGUGACCUGAAUUUACAGUACUUCUCUAGCAAAAUCUGCUUUCUGCUCCUUAUAAAUAUGUUUGCUGAUUACAGUGUGUAAUAUAUGCAUAUACAUGACCAUUUGAAUUGCAUAUUAUUGUAAGACUUAUUUUUAAGUCUUGCUUUUAUUAAAGGAAACAAAACCAUUUUUUUUCCACAGUUUGGUACUUAUGGAUUGUGCAUGUUUUCAAGACUUCACAUUUUUGCUUCAAAGCAAUGAAAACUUCAGUAAAAUACCAUAGGUAUUUAA